CGCGGGAACCAGGCGGAACACGACGCGGUCCCUUCGGUCGCGGCACACACACGUUACCGAACCGCGCGGCCACUCGACACACGCACAUCACGCGCGCGCGUCGUACGGCACAUUAACGGCACACGCAUCGGUGUUUCGCUCGCGACACACAACCGCGGGUCUCGACGUCUCCGGUCGGUUAUUUAUUCGAUUUAUACUCUCCGGUUUUUUCCGUUUUCUAGAACGUACAUCGCGAAUCUUGUGUGAUCAACAAUAUUAUUCUCAAGUCGUUUUAUACAAUACGUACUACGCACGCGACUUACGACACGAAGAAAAGGCUCCUACUGUAUCGCAAUACAUCCGCGCAGUACACGCACGUUCGUCAUCUCGGAUCGGAUAAUACAUCGUGCAAUUCUUCACGGACCACGUAUCACAGUUCAUCCGAGCAUGUUACAAGGUAUUACCAGAAGCGAACAAUCGGGCUUGCUGCCUCAUCAUCAUCAUCAUCACCACCAUCACCACCACCAACCAUUGGCCACCCACCAUGGCAUAGGAGCAGGGUCGGCUUGGCCGCCUAACCAUCAUGACGAUCUUGCACACAAAGUUGGUAACACUGCUGAUUACGAUGGUAGGAUUAUUGCAACGCGUGAAUUAGACUUGGGACACAGUGGCGUUAAUCAGCUCGGUGGAGUGUUCGUCGGUGGUAGACCGUUACCGGACUCGACGCGGCAGAAAAUUGUUGAACUAGCCCAUUCCGGAGCCAGACCUUGCGACAUAUCAAGAAUCUUACAGGUGUCCAACGGAUGCGUAUCGAAGAUCUUAGGGAGGUACUAUGAGACCGGUUCCAUCAGACCCAGGGCCAUCGGUGGUUCCAAGCCCAGAGUAGCAACAGCUGAAGUGGUGUCUAAGAUAUCUCAAUAUAAACGCGAGUGUCCGUCAAUAUUCGCAUGGGAGAUUCGUGAUCGACUGCUCCAAGAAGGCGUCUGCUCCAAUGACAACAUACCUAGCGUGUCUUCGAUCAACCGCGUGUUGCGCAAUUUGGCGGCACAAAAAGACCAACAGGCACCGGCGUCCGUGUCGCCGACCUGCAGCACGGACGCCGUGUACGACAAGCUGAGGCUGCUGAACGGUCAGGCGACAGCGGCCGGCACAUGGCCCAGACCCAAUCCUUGGUAUCCACCCGCGUCCACUGACAACCCGUUCGCUCCGUUACAGCCGACCGGCAGGCUGAGCCCGAACACCGCCAAUUGCACCGUGUUGCCCGACAUACUCGACAAAAAAGUUCUAGAUCUUGACGGAGGAAUGGGGUCUGACGAAACGUGUACGUCUAUUGGCGAUAACUCCAAUCACGACGGUUCGCUAGUGGGAUGUGCCACCAAUUCUGCCAACGAUGACGAUCAAGCGCGACUCCGACUGAAAAGAAAACUCCAGAGAAAUCGCACGUCGUUCACCAACGAUCAGAUAGACAGUUUGGAAAAAGAAUUCGAACGGACUCAUUACCCGGAUGUAUUUGCGAGAGAAAGACUCGCUGGAAAAAUUGGAUUACCGGAAGCCAGAAUACAGGUAUGGUUUUCAAAUCGACGCGCCAAAUGGCGACGAGAAGAGAAACUCCGCACCCAACGACGUCCUAAUUCCAACCAGAAUCAAUCGAUGGAUCCACAAAAUCAACAACAACAGCAGCAGCAGCAGCAACAACAACAACAGCAGCAGCAGCAACAACAACAACAGCAACAAGCGUCUCCAAACAGGAUGAACGGAUUCGCAAACAAUCCAGAUACCAACCCCAAUAUGUAUACAACCAUAGGCAACCACGACACGUUCAGCCCGAUGUCGAUGAACUUCGGCAUGCCAGGUGGCAACAACGAGAACGGGCUGUCCCUGCCCAUCAUGACCGGUCACCAUACGGUCAUGUCCGGUGGCGGGGACCAACGGGACGCGUACGGCUGCAUGUCCAGGCCGACGUACGACACGUCGCCGCCGCUGGCCAUCGGUGCCCCCGGUUAUUUAAGGCCGCCGGUGUCACCCACGUCCAACGGCAGCAGUCCGCCGGCUCACCACCAUUCGGCCGCUGCAGCCGCCGCCGCCGCCGCCGCCGCUGCUUACCAUCACCAUCCACCGCCACCACCGAUCAACGGGCACCAUUCGUCGCAUCACCAUCCUCACCACCAGUACAACAUGAACGGCUCCAACUCCACCGGUCUUAUAUCACCCGGAGUAUCUGUACCGAUCGCCGUGCCAGGACAUACGACCGACUUAUCCUCGCAGUACUGGCCCCGCUUACAGUGACAUCAGCUUGUUAAAUAACAUCGACAACAAUGAACACAAAGAAAUAUCAUUGCAAUAAAUGUAACGCUAUGCGCACAACGUACACGCACAACGUAGUAGUGAUUAUAAAUAUAAAUUGAUAAUAAUAACACGUAAGAAUAUCUUUAACUCGUAUGUAUAACUUGAUGCAGACAACGAUGGGCAAUUUUCCAAGAACCGAUAAAAAAAUUAUUAUAAUUAUUAUGCAUUAGACAAAACCGUGGUUGAUUUUAGAAAAAUAUGUUUUAUUACAUA
Sipha flava (yellow sugarcane aphid) is the source of this 2538-nucleotide messenger RNA. RefSeq names its product paired box protein Pax-6-like. The record is from RefSeq and is a predicted model, not a curated record. The coding region runs from base 427 to 2265 and encodes 612 amino acids. NCBI's taxonomy places the organism in Eukaryota, Metazoa, Arthropoda, Insecta, Hemiptera, Aphididae. Gene Ontology annotation, biological process: anatomical structure development; regulation of transcription by RNA polymerase II. The transcript is spliced from 12 exons. Gene Ontology annotation, molecular function: DNA-binding transcription factor activity, RNA polymerase II-specific; RNA polymerase II cis-regulatory region sequence-specific DNA binding.